UGAAGUUCAAGGGAUUCCAGUCUGGAAGUGGCCCCAGCUGCUGGGUUCUGAGCUAGCCUGAACACAAAGCUGCUGGCAGAGCUUCCCCACAGCACAGCUGCCCCUGAAACUGGAGCAUCCAGAGAAGGGGAUUGCUGCUAAGUGAUGGUGGCAUUGCCCUGGCACAACACUGCAGUCCUCAUCUUUGUUCUCUGAUAAGUGUUUAUGCAUUUUACACCAACAGUCAUUGGAUAAAAUUAUACGGAGCACACAGAAGGAAGGGACUAGGAGCUCAUGACUUCCUGAUUGCAUCUCCAACAACUCAUCUUUGCAAUUUGCAUUAAAAAAUGUAUUUUUUCCCUCUUUAAGUUUACCUAGCUUGUGUCCCAGAUGCUUAAAUUACUUUUUAUAUGGCAUGCUGCAGUACAGAAAGGGUGCUCAGUUAAUAUGAAUAAGAAAUAAAAAAUCUGGAAAGGAGUAGAAUAAAAUUAGUGUAGUAAGAACCAAAAUACUUGUGUCACUCAUGCAGAAAGGUUUUAGAUAUUUAUUAACCAUUAUUGUGUUAUCUUAUAACUUCUUGGGCUGUGGUAAACCACAUGGCCUUAGUUUGAGUAUUUUUCAGGGUGACAGAUCUGCCAGACAUUAAGUCAUGCUUCUGUAAUGCUUUUGCUUUUUUCUGCCCUUGACAGUACCAGUCAGGUUCCUAGUACUUCAUUCAUGACCUAUUAUUGCUGUAAUGGUCUGUUGUAGCUUUUCAAAUAAGAAACACCAGCAGUGAAUUAGUACAAUUUUCACGUUCUUCAUCAGUUAUUCUCAUAAACAGAAAGGGGUACAUUUAAUUACACCUUAUAAAGAUAUCUGUAAGAACAAAAUGCCAUCGAAAAGCAUUUUUCUUUUAUUAUGCUAUGUGGAAGGGAGAUGAUAGAAUCCUUCCAAAGAUACUUUGGUUAGAAAAAUACAAACUAAAAUUCUGAAACAGUGCUGUGCCCUGAAAUACACCUUUUAAAGCCUGAAGCAAGUUUCAGUAUUACUUGAAAGGGUAGUUUUUUCAUGUCCAUAACUUGCAUGUGGGAGAUUGAUUUCUGGUUUUGUAUCAAUACUAUUCCAGUUUCUUUCUCAGGAAAAAUCACCAGUUGUACUUGGAUGAAGUUCUGUCAGGGAAACUUUUUAUUCAUCUUAAAGUAUUUGGGUUUACUGAAGCCUCUAGACCAAGUAACCUAUAAACCAUUAUAUCCCUCUUAGUAGGAAUUUUCUAUUCUGUUAUGAAGUUGUGGCUGUCACUUUGCAUUAAAUACUGUUCCUCUUCUGUGGCCAUUUUCCACAGUUAAAUUUGUUCUCAUGUUCCUACUCUUUCUCAAGAGUUAUCCUUAUUUUUAGAUUAAGCACAUGAUGGUAGAUCAUGCCUGCUGCUGAAAUACCUUAUUUUGCCUCUGAAAUAACUUCUUCUGAAGGCCAAAAAGGAAAGAACAAUCAUUUUGUUAAGGGUGCAAGUUACCCAUGUGUUGUGGUUUUUUCAGACUACAAAAUAGAAAUCUUCUUUCUCGGUAAUUUAUUAACUUGGGUGUUAUGAGGACAGGCACCUCUGAAGGCCACAGAAGGCAUCCAUCCUAUUGAUUGUUUUUAAUUGAUUAAUUUGUUUAGGUAACUGUCUUAAGGCUCUCUUCUAAUUUACUUGGUGGCCAAAAGUGUUCAAAACAAGGGGAAAAAAGGUGCCAACAGCUUAGAAAGUAGUUUAUCACUCUCAGCCAAAUUCUGCAGUAGAGAAGCAUAUCCUGAUGUGGGUUUAUUGAGUAGUUUCAUUGUGUGUUUUUUUCAUCAUUUUAUAGAAUCCUAUUAUUUGUGUCGAGUGGGUUUUUUUCCUGCACAGAAGUUUCACAUUUUAUUAUUAAAAACUUAAUUGUGUUCACUGCAGAGAGUAAAGGCCCUUCUAGAAACAGCCAUGUAGAAAUAUUCACUGCCUAAAAAAAUGAUUGUUUAAUAAUUGAUUUUUUUUUAAGUAAAAGAAUAACUUUGGUUUGGACAGAUUUUUCUUUUCUCUUGCUUUGUUAAAUGUGUGAUGAUUAAAAUUUUGGUGCAUGCUGUAGGGUAUUUCUCAGUGUCACUUAGAAAUGUCUGGAUUUAUGACUAUAUAAAGCUUUAUAGACUGUUUCAUUCCAGUAUCCAAUUUAGAUGAUAAAGAAUGCAGUACAGUAUAUAAAUAACUUCAUGAAAAAACAGAGUUAAAUUUAAGUAGUGAAAGCAGUUUUUUAUCACCAUGGACAGAUUUUUAGAAGCCUUAUCAAAUGCUUGAAUUAAAUUCUUUUUUAUUGAUUUUCAUGAAAGACAUCCUGGGAGACACUGCUGUCCUGUGUUAGCAGUACUGAUAAAGAAGUUGGAAAGAAUUGUGAAGAGGUUACUAAUUUUGGAGGUCUUUUACUUUAAUUAUUACUUGUUCUACUAAGUCUAGCAGGCUUCAAGGCUGUGCUUAGUGGGGUAGAAUUUUAUCCAUGAUGUUUCAUCUCUGUCAGUGCAUCAAAGGAAUUUUGCUCAGAUGGAAACCCAGGAGCUGCUGCUUGGUGCAGCUGCCUGCCCUGAAGGAGAUCAGAGCAAUCAUUUUCCUGUGCUUUGGUCACCUCUGCAGGGCCCUGGCUGGGCUGACUCUGAAUGCAGAUGUCCCUCAAUUUACAAGUGAGAUUUUCACCCAGCAGGAGAACAAUAUCAGCUUUUGUGUGACUGGGGCCUCUCUGCUGGCUUUGUCUGCAUCUGUCUGUCCCAAGGCAGAGAUAGUUCUCUAGGCUGAUGUCUUUUGGCUGUUAAUUUUAAAAGUUUGUUACAAAUUUUCAUAGAGGGAAUCAUUGAGCUUUAUGACAAAAUAAACACAAAAUCUUCGCCACAAAUCAGGAAUCCUCCAAGUGAUGCUGUACAGAGAGCCAAAGAGGUAUUGGAAGAAAUUUCAUGUUACCCAGAGAACAAUGAUGCAAAGGAGCUAAAGCGUAUUUUAACACAACCUCAUUUCAUGGCCUUACUUCAAACUCAUGAUGUAGUGGCACAUGAAGUUUACAGUGACGAAGCGCUGAGGGUGACCCCUCCUCCCACCUCGCCCUACCUGAACGGGGAUUCCCCGGAGAGCGCCAACGGCGACAUGGACAUGGAGAACGUCACGCGCGUCCGCCUGGUGCAGUUCCAGAAGAACACAGAUGAGCCCAUGGGAAUCACUUUAAAAAUGAAUGAGCUGAACCACUGCAUUGUGGCAAGAAUUAUGCAUGGAGGAAUGAUUCACCGGCAAGGUACGCUACAUGUAGGAGAUGAAAUCAGAGAAAUAAACGGAAUCAGUGUGGCAAAUCAAACUGUAGAACAGCUACAAAAAAUGCUUAGGGAAAUGCGUGGAAGUAUUACCUUCAAGAUUGUGCCAAGUUAUCGCACGCAGUCUUCAUCCUGUGAGAGAGAUUCCCCCUCUACAUCCAGACAGUCCCCCGCUAAUGGUCAUAGCAGCACUAACAAUUCUGUUUCGGACUUGCCAUCGACAACACAACCAAAAGGACGACAGAUCUAUGUAAGAGCACAAUUUGAAUAUGAUCCAGCAAAGGAUGACCUCAUUCCUUGCAAAGAAGCUGGCAUCAGAUUCCGAGUUGGUGAUAUUAUCCAAAUCAUUAGCAAAGAUGAUCAUAACUGGUGGCAGGGUAAACUUGAGAACUCCAAAAAUGGUACUGCAGGUCUUAUUCCUUCUCCUGAACUUCAGGAAUGGCGAGUUGCUUGUAUUGCCAUGGAGAAGACCAAACAGGAGCAACAGGCCAGCUGUACUUGGUUUGGAAAGAAAAAAAAGCAGUACAAAGACAAAUAUUUGGCAAAGCACAAUGCAGUGUUUGAUCAAUUAGAUCUCGUCACAUAUGAAGAAGUAGUAAAGCUGCCAGCAUUCAAAAGGAAAACACUAGUCCUACUAGGUGCCCACGGUGUGGGAAGAAGACACAUAAAAAAUACGCUCAUCACAAAACACCCAGACAGAUUUGCUUACCCCAUUCCUCACACAACCAGACCUCCAAAGAAAGAUGAAGAAAAUGGCAAAAAUUACUACUUUGUAUCACAUGACCAAAUGAUGCAGGAUAUAUCAAACAAUGAAUAUUUGGAAUAUGGCAGCCAUGAGGAUGCAAUGUAUGGGACAAAACUGGAAACAAUACGAAAGAUCCAUGAGCAGGGACUAAUUGCAAUACUUGAUGUAGAACCUCAGGCAUUGAAGGUCCUGAGAACUGCAGAGUUUGCUCCUUUUGUUGUUUUUAUUGCUGCACCUACGAUUACCCCAGGCAUUAAUGAGGAUGAAUCCCUUCAGCGCCUGCAGAAGGAGUCCGAGAUCUUACAGAGAACAUAUGCACACUACUUUGACCUAACAAUUAUCAACAAUGAGAUUGAUGAAACCAUCAGGCACCUGGAGGAAGCCAUCGAGCUCGUGUGUACAGCCUCCCAGUGGGUCCCAGUCUCCUGGGUCUACUAGACCAGGAAUGAGAGAAUUGAGAAAGAAAAAAAAUCUGUCAUUACUGGGAACCACCUCAUACAUGGAAAACCUCUUCGUUAUUGACCUUGUGUCAACAGGUCUUGGCCCCUAGAGACUACCUAGAUGUAGUGUGACCUAAAAUAUAAUUAUUGUCAUGUCCGAAUAGAUAGGAGGAGGGGGAAAAAAGAUGAAACACUAAUUUAAAGAGACAGUAUCUUUUUUUUAAUAAUUUCUCCUAAACUUUAAUAAAAUGUAUCUUUAAAU
Camarhynchus parvulus is the source of this 4708-nucleotide messenger RNA. It is a transcript of the gene CASK, whose product is annotated as calcium/calmodulin dependent serine protein kinase. Gene Ontology annotation, molecular function: signaling receptor binding; ATP binding; protein kinase activity. Bases 2975 to 4444 code for a protein of 489 amino acids. NCBI's taxonomy places the organism in Eukaryota, Metazoa, Chordata, Aves, Passeriformes, Thraupidae. Gene Ontology annotation, biological process: protein phosphorylation; regulation of neurotransmitter secretion. The transcript is spliced from 16 exons. The record is from RefSeq and is a predicted model, not a curated record. Gene Ontology annotation, cellular component: plasma membrane; cell-cell junction; basolateral plasma membrane.